AUGGUCGUCGCGCGAGAGAAGACUCCGCGCUUGGGGCUUGCGCUGCGAGCAGAGUACUCGAAAGGUCAAUCUACCGUGGGGCGCAAGGUCAAGACGGGCAAGGGCGCGACGUUCAAGGCGACGAUCUACACAAGGUUCGACGCGACCCGAGACGACAGCGUGGACUUGCUCCCGUUCGAACUGCCUCCACUGGAGCCUCCUCCGAAGAUGAGCCCGAUGCCAGGAGGGGCGGUUCGUUGUCACUGGGGCCGUUCCUCAUACAGCGCCGUGCUAUCACUGUGGCCGCUCCGCGUGAUCCUCGCCGUGCUGCCUCUGGAGCCGUUCUCCAUGCGGCACGUACACCACCCGUGCGACGACGUCGUGUAUGGCCAAGCUGGGCCGCUCAAGACGAUCGCGAAGACUGCGCUACACGACGAGAUCUGCGUCACUGAAGCUGCUCUUCACACGCUACGGUCCGCGUCACUGAGGCCGUUCCUCAUACGUUCCGACCGCAUCACUGAGGCCGUUCCUCACACGCCCCGACUCACGCUACUGAGGCCGUUCCUCACACGCCCCGACUCACGCUACUGA
Messenger RNA from Phytophthora sojae, 570 nucleotides. RefSeq lists its product as hypothetical. The record is from RefSeq and is a predicted model, not a curated record. Bases 1 to 570 code for a protein of 189 amino acids. The transcript is spliced from 3 exons. NCBI's taxonomy places the organism in Eukaryota, Oomycota, Peronosporomycetes, Peronosporales, Peronosporaceae.